Molecule: messenger RNA, 3571 nt
Organism: Odontomachus brunneus
Lineage: Eukaryota; Metazoa; Arthropoda; Insecta; Hymenoptera; Formicidae
Product: decapping and exoribonuclease protein-like
Exons: 4
Coding region: 690-1805 (371 amino acids)
Biological process (GO): NAD-cap decapping; nuclear-transcribed mRNA catabolic process
Cellular component (GO): nucleus; cytosol
Molecular function (GO): mRNA 5'-diphosphatase activity
Source: RefSeq, a predicted model, not a curated record
GAAAGACAUUAUAUCAUCUUUGUAAUGUACAUACAUUCACAUAUAAAAGAAAUAUUUGACUUUAUAAUUUUCUUAUAUAGUUUUAGAAAAUUUAUAUUAAUAAGAAAAAAAUAGAAAAAUUGCAUAAAUUGUAUCUAAUUGUAUCAUGAUUAUUAAAGUCUUAUUUAUUUUUCAAAUUAUACCUUACACACACAUCAACAUGAACAACCAUUUUUAUUUUGCGAUAAUUCGCCAACUAAUAUUUUCGUGGAUCAAUGCGAAUAACAAUCGUUUGUCUAACGUCUAUGAACGCAUAAGAGAUACAUGAUGAGACUAGUAUGAUGAAACUACCUUAUGAGAUUUGCUGAUAGCUAUUUAAAAUAAAUUAAACUUUGUAAUUGAUUGACCUUUACAGUUUUGUAUAUUAAAAAAUAAACUGCUUAAAAUACGAAAGAAUAAGGAUUUUCACUUGUUCUGUUCUUUUUAGCUGUACUGCUGAAUUAGUGCAAUAAUUAUAUUUAUCUGAACGAUAAAUCUAGAUAAGACUUCCAUCCCGUAUAGAUUUCGCUUUAUUCUUCCAAUGAGUCAUAAUUGCAUGAGGCAUAAUGCAGAUAAGAUAUAAUCGUUAAACGUUAGUCAGUAUCACAUAGUGAUAAUGAUCGGGUCGUAGUGAAAAUCUUCAGUGUCGCAGUAUUAAUAAGCAAUCUACAAUGUUUAAAAUUAAAAUUAAAAAUUUUUCCAAAAGAAAGCUCCCAGAAUUAAUAAUGGAAUUAAUUGGAUCUUUUAGUAUUGACGGUGAUUUGCAAUAUCACGCUGAUUUAUCGCAAUUAAAAUAUUAUAUUCCCCCUUCAGAUCCUAACAAUGCAAAUUAUGAUCUUGGUUAUAAUGUUACGUCUAUUUGUCACAAACCUGAUUUAUAUACCAAAUUGGAUGAUAUAUUAAAAUGGAUUUCGGACAAUUUUAACCAGCUUGAAAAACCACUAUCACCGAACGAAGGACAUUGGUUGAGUGUAGACUUUGUUUGCAACCGUGGUGCAUUAAAAAAACUAUUCUCUAGCCCAUAUAAAAAGGAUGAUGGAUGGAUUAUUUGUGCCAGCAAAUAUCGCGAUACAAUAUACUUAUGUGAAUAUUAUACAGAUAAACGUGCCAGUAAUGUCAGUUUUAACAUAAAGAAUAAAGUAUAUUCACAUGGACUUAAAUUUAUACAAUACAUGGUAGCAGAUCACCCAGCACAUAAGCCAAAUUUAUCAGUGCCUUUCAAUGAAUGUAAAAAAUUUCGUUGUGUGUUUAAAACAAAAUUUGGCGAUCAUUCGCUAUUAUACACAGGAAAAAUAGACAGCAUUUCUUCAGAACAGCCAAUGGAAGAUACUCUCAUUGGCAAAAAAUUUAAAAUCAUCGAAAUGAAAACAUUAUCACUGUAUAAUAAAAAUGGGAAUUUGUAUGGCAAACUUAAUCCUGACAGAGUAGUAGAUUGGUGGAGUCAGAAUUAUUUAACAGGAAUAGACACAACUAUAUGUGGAUUAAAAGUUAAAAAUGCAGUGCGGAUGAUAAAAGAAUAUCCUACGCAUAUUUUGCCGCAAUUUUCAAAAAUUGACUGUAAUGUGGACAAGUGUAAAAUGUUUUGCGAAAUAUUUCUAAACCAUGUCAAGAGAAUCGUAAUUAAAGAUCAUGAUGAAUGCAUGUAUAAAUUUCAAUGGGAUUCAUCCACUAAGGAUAUUGUGCGUUAUAGCGAAGAAUCUCCUAAUAAUGAAAUGUAUACAUUUUUGAAGCCAUGGUUUAUAAGUAAAACGGAAAAACACAAAUUUCCUAUCAAUGUAAGAAAUUAAAACACCUAAAAAAUGCUGCAGAAAAAUCCAAGAGACGUCCAUUAAAGACGUCGUAGUCUGUACGCAACAAAAAUUAAUGUUAAAAACAUACUUAAACUCAUAGUAAUUCUUGAUUAUAUUUUCAAACUCGUAUAAUAUUUCAUUUAUAUCUUCUUCAAAUAUUAUGAGACCAUAUAUUUUAUUAUUUUAUAAGAUAUAUAUACUUUAUAAGGUACAUGUACAAGUACUAUAAAUAAUAAUUAUUUUCUAGAAAAGUUUGAUACAGAGUGGUUAUUAUUUUAUAUUUUAUACAAAAUUUUAUACAAUAAAACUUAAGGGGUUAUAACACCUUUGAGGGUCAAAAAAUUCAGAUUUUUUUUUUUUGCUUAAAUGAUACUUUGGAAUGUCUAGAAUAUAAUUUUAUUCGCCUAAAGUCGAUCUGGAACUCUUUCAUGUACGAAAUAACCAUUUUUGUACGCGGCGCCAUAGCGCGCGGAGAGAGCCUCGGAGCGCUCUCCGAGUAUUCUACCUUUCUACUUCAACUCUCGAGUAGUUGAAGGUUCCUGAUAGUUUAGUAUAGUACUGUAGAUGUCGUUUGUGACCAUUUCAACAGAAAACAGUAUAUUCCUGUCAUAUAAUACUUUAUUUCAUGCCGGAAUUGUGUGUUUACUCCGAACAGUGUCCGUUGUACCACCGGCUUCGGCUUUUCAAAUUGAAUUGAAACGUCGUAACAUUGUUGUAAUAAUGUCGAACAAAAGAAUAUAUGCAAAUAAAAAAGGGAGUAGAGCAAGUACUGCACGUGCAAUUCGAAGUUCAAUAAAUAGAAGGAAGCCUUUAAAUAGGUAUUCUUUAGAAGGCGAAACUGAAAGUGUAAGCACGUCGGCGAAAAAACUUAAAACGAGUGCGGACGAUUACGAGAUACACGUGAACAAUACUUUUGGGUAUCGUUUCAUUAAUUUUGUUACCGUUUUUACAAGCAUUUCGCAAUUAAUUGUUUGCAAAACAUGUGGCUCGAACAUCAAGUUUGAAGAAUCCAGUUGUCGCGGUCUAGGUUUCAAAAUUGCUGUUAUUUGUGAAAAGUGCCUGCCAAAAUAUAUUAAUUCUAGCCCACUUAUAAACAAUCAUGCUUACGACAUAAAUCGCCGUUUGGUAUUUACAAUGAGAUUACUCGGUAUAGGAAUCAAUGGAAUUAAAAAAUUUUGUGCAUUUAUGUGUUUGCCGAUACCAGUGUAUCAGUCUUUUUAUGAUAAAAUAAUUUCAAACAUUCGUGUUGCCACUAAUGCUGUAUGUGAAACAUCAACAAAACGAGCAGCUGCAAAAGAAAAGAAGAUGUCAUUGGAAAGAGGACAGAUAGACGGGAUAACAGUUUCUGGUGACGGGACCUGGAGGAAGAGGGGAUUCUCGUCUUUGUUCGGUGUCGUAUCACUAAUAGGGUGGUGCACGGGAAAAAUCAUCGACAUUGCAGUGAAAUCUAAAUUUUGUAAGGCCUGCAGUUUGUGGAACGGAAAGCAAGAAACAAGCGAAUAUGAAGAAUGGGCUGCAAAUCACGAAGCAAACUGCGAAAGAAAUCACGAAGGUUCGUCGGGAAAGAUGGAAGUAGACGCAGUCGUAGAAAUGUUUCAGCGGUCCGAAGAAUUGCACAAUUUAAAAUAUUCUCAUUAUAUCGGAGACGGGGACAGCAAAACAUUCAAAGGCAUUUUAGAUUCGAAACCUUAUGAUGAUUUGAAUGUUUGUAAAAAAGAAUGUAUAGAUCACAUUCAAAAACGUAUGGGCACGAGAUUACGAAA